CCUCCGGUUGAAAAACGAAAGAAAUUAGUUCGUGGUACUGGACGCCCACCUCCAGAGUGGGGCCGACGUACCAAUGAGGAGCUAGAAUCGAUUCGGAAAACCUUAGAGCCGCCUCGCUAUCGUGAGCAAGUAACAGUAGAAGACGCUCGACCUCCGGUACAACCAAAACCUCUAAAAGUUCCUGGUGAAUCUGAAGAGGAACUCGAUGAGACAGAAGAACCUGUCAAGGAACCUGAAGUUGAGCCUGAGCCAGAACCUGCACCUCCUCCACUAUCAACUAAAAGCAAAAAGCAACCUGUCGCACCGCCGAAACCUGCAGUAAGUUUAUAG
This is a messenger RNA of Gongylonema pulchrum, 330 nucleotides long. NCBI's taxonomy places the organism in Eukaryota, Metazoa, Nematoda, Chromadorea, Rhabditida, Gongylonematidae. The record is from the annotation of a GenBank genome assembly.